AUGCACAGUAGCUUGCUGCAUUUCCCGGUAAAUUGCUGCCGCAACAGCAACUUGGGGCCUCCGCCAUCUAGCCUUCUUGAGCCCUUCUGCCAUCCUAGCUGCGAGACCAUUGCCAAGAUCCGCGAGCGCACACGUCAGGCCAUGCUGCGGGUAGAGGUGGUGGACAAGCUCAAGGAGGCCAGGGCCCGGCAGAUAUCCAAACCCGUGGAACCAGGGGUCAGG
Molecule: messenger RNA, 222 nt
Organism: Volvox carteri f. nagariensis
Lineage: Eukaryota; Viridiplantae; Chlorophyta; Chlorophyceae; Chlamydomonadales; Volvocaceae
Exons: 2
Source: RefSeq, a predicted model, not a curated record